UGUUGGCGGCGUCAUGUCCACACCGCCGGAUGUUAUCCUGGAAGUGGGUCCGGCGCCAAACAGCGUCCGCUUCGUGGCGCACGCCCUCGUCCUGGGCAUGCACAGCGGCUACUUGCGCUCGGCCAUUCGCAUGGACGAGGCAACGGCAACGGCGGCAGCAGCUGCCGCGGCAGCGGCCACAGCCAAUGCCAAUACGGCAGCAACUGUUGCUGCUGCGGCGGCAGCAGCAGCGGCUGCCGUUGCCGCUGCCGCAGCAGGAGGCGAAUUGCUGCUCUACUUGAGCAACGUGACGGCCGAGCAGUUCGCCCCGCUGCUCACCUACAUGUACACGGGCUACUUGGACCUCAACGUGGACAACAUAUUCGCCGUGCUGCUGGCCACGCACGUGCUGCACAUGCCGCGCGCCCUGGAGAUCUGUCGUUCGUUCUUGGCACGCGCCCAAACGGAGGGCUACCUCAGCGGCAGCCCGGCCAAUCCGCAUCAGCUGCAGCUGGCUGCUGCCUCAGCUGCUGCUGCCGGCGGUGGCGCCUCCAAGAUCAUACGACCCAUUGCCAGCAAAGCGACUCUGCCGAAUUUCGGAUUCUUGCCGGCGCCAGCAUUGCCGCCACCGCCGCCGCCGCCGCCAGCACCAGCGCCAACAAUUGCUGCCGCAGCCAGCUACUUGCAGCAGCCGUUGGAGACGGAACAAAUGCAGCUGCAGCUGCAGCCAGCUGAGCCCUUGACGCUGCAGCAGCCCGACGAGGAGGAGGAGGAGGAGGAUGUCGAGGUGUUCAUCGACAGCAACACGGCCACGGACAAUGAGCUCGACACGGAGGACUGCAACGUGUCGGUGGUGAGCAGCCUGGCCAGCAGCAGCGCGGCCAGCAGCCUGAACAUUGAGCGCGUCGAUGCCAGAACAAAGCAGCCGACGCCAACGCCAACGCCGACGCCGACGCCGGCGUCACCACCGCCGCCACCAACAGCAACUGCAGCAGAAGCAACAAUUGCUGUUACAACGGGCGCGCACAAGCAGCGACGCGGCAACAACAACAGCAGCAACAACUCGCGCAAAAGUCAAAGCAAACGCAGCAGCAACUGCAACAACAGCAGCAGCAGCAGCAACAGCAACAACAACAGCAACAAUCGAUUGCCGGUAGCCAAGGCAACGUUGCCUGCAUCGGUGCAGCUGGAGACAGCAACACAAGCAUCAAAGUUCAUCAUCGAUGUGGCCAGCUGCGAUGGGCCCGUGCGCUUUCGGCGCAUACUGAAUACGGCGUACGGCCACAAGCCGGACAGCAGCUUCGUGGCGGGCGAGCAGCAGCGGACGCAGCAGAGCGUCAGCUACUCGUUUCAUCAGCAAAUGGCGCGCGCCAUUAGCAGCCAGCAGCGACAGCAGCAGCAGGAGGAGAACGAGAACAGCAGCGAUGCAACAGCAGCAGCAACUGCCGCAGCAACAGCAACGGCCAGCGCAACUGCAACAGCAACUGCUGCGGCCACUAAUCAGCGCAAGCAAACGCAUGCUGAGUUGUUCGUCUGCGUCUACUGCAAACACACAUUCAAGUCGCAAUAUUGCUAUCAGAAGCAUGCCAAGCGCCACUUGAAUCCGCUCAGCUUGGACAAGAAGCUAGCGGAGACGCCGGACAGCGGCAGCGGCAACGAAUUGAUUUGCCUAACAGCAGCAACAACAACUGCUACAGCAGCAGCGGCAGCGGCAGCAACGCCCACAGCUACAGCUGCAGCGGCUGCAACAGUUGCUGAUGGCAAUCUGGCUGCAGCAGCGCUGCUGCGCCGCGAGGUGCGUCCCCUGGACAUGAAUGUGCAGUAUUAUCCGUGCAAGACGUGCGGCAGCAAGUUCCCGAGCUAUUAUUUUGUGCACAAGCAUCGCAAGCUGUGCCAUGCCGAUGAGCUCGAGAACAACAACAGCAACAACAACAACAAUAAUAAUAGCAGCAACACCAACAACAAUUUGACUAGCAACAACAGCAACAGCAGCAACAGCAACAGCAGUGGCAACACCAAACGUGAAGCAACAACAGUGGCCAGCUCCUUGGAGGCAACGAACUAAUCUAAUCAAAACGCAUAUCGAUAAAUUAUCGAAUUUAGCACGCGCACACACACACACACGCACAUACAAUUUUUUUUUUGUGAAUUGCUCUAAAGUUUGAAUAAAUAAAAGUUAAAUAUACAAAAGAAAAUUGUGAACAAUCGAUAACUGAUUCAAUGGCAUAUCGAUAAAUAGGAAACGCACGCCAUAUCAAGUGUAGUCCAUAAAUGUUUAGUGCUUUCAACACUUUUACUAAGAAUCGAAACAAUUAGAAGUUUUAUCGAUAGUACACUUUAUCGAUAAAUACAUCAACGUGUAAGCUAAUGCAACAUAUUUGCAACAAAUCAAUUGUAUUGAUGAUAUAGCUGUAGAAAACAACCACUAUAACAUUUGCAUUGUUAUCGAUAAGUGCAAUUAUCGAUCGACCCUGGUAUCGAGCGCAACAAUUGUGAUUUCCUAUAAUCAAAUCAAGUUUCUACUACUAUACAUAGAACUAUGUAUUUGCUAUCGGUAAUACUUAUCGAUGAGACUAAUCGAUUGCUGUCAAUCAAACUGAUUAAUUGAAAGUUGAGCACAGUUCGAACGCUUCGUCUCCUUCCCUGAAUGCGAGCACUCCUCGGGCGUGCCGCAACCCUUCAGCUUGCCUCGUGCUACUUGCUUCUCGCUUCUCGCUCUUUUGUGGCAAAGAUGGCGUCGGUUAACGCAAACAAACGUUGCGGCAAUUUAAUAAUUAAAUUAAAUCACUUGCAUAAUAAAAAAGACGUUUACAAAAAUUUUAAUUUAAUUGCGUUUAAUUAACUCGCCAGGGAGAUGACAGACAACAAACGUUCAUGUGGAGGCAACGGAAGGAGAGAGAGAAGAAAA
Messenger RNA from Drosophila mojavensis, 2887 nucleotides. Its product is annotated as ras guanine nucleotide exchange factor P. The transcript is spliced from 2 exons. Gene Ontology annotation, biological process: regulation of transcription by RNA polymerase II. The record is from RefSeq and is a predicted model, not a curated record. Lineage: Eukaryota; Metazoa; Arthropoda; Insecta; Diptera; Drosophilidae. Gene Ontology annotation, molecular function: RNA polymerase II cis-regulatory region sequence-specific DNA binding; DNA-binding transcription factor activity, RNA polymerase II-specific; protein binding. Bases 14 to 2044 code for a protein of 676 amino acids.